CGCCGCCCGCACCCGCCGUCGGGGCACCGCUGCCGCCCGCCGCAGCCUCCCCGGCCAGGGCAUUUCUUGGUGUUUCCUCGCGUUGUUCCCUCCGUUUCCCCGCUCUGACCGGCCGGCUCUCGCUGCCGGAGGCUCCGCCGGCUCGCGGCUCUCGGGGCAGCCCCGCUCCCGGGCCAUGAGCGCCGCGGGCCCCGGGCCCGGGCCCGGCCCCGACCCCGGCCCGCAGCAGGGGGAACCGGGGCACGGCCCCGGCCCGACCCGGCCGGACAGCCCGCAGGAGGAGUUCGACUUCUCCAUCCUCUUCGACUACGACUACCUGAAGCCCAUCGAAGAAGAACCGACUCCACAUAAAACCAACAGCCCACCCUCUGGAGUUACAUACGCUCAUGAUGUCUUGGACUGUGGCCUCAAGCCAUGCCCCCUGCCUUUUCCUAGCCUUCCUGCAGAUCCCAUGGGCAGAUAUGGACAGCCAGAUAGCAUAGGGCCAACACCUCCACACCCUGCCAACGCUGCAGGGGCCUCUGCUCCGAGCCCUAGGAUUGAAAUAACUCCAUAUCAUGAACUGAUUCAUUCGGGGGGUCCCUUCCGCAGCAGAGACACAGAUGUUCUGUUGGCAGAACAUCAGCCAAACUCAGCCACCACUAGCCCGAGGGUUACCCUGCCUGUCCCUGGCUUUGAGGGCUACAGAGAACCACUGUGUCUGAGCCCAGCUAGUAGCGGCUCCUCUGCAAGUUUCAUUUCAGAGACAAAUGUAUCUCCUUGCACAUCACCAUGUGUUUCACCAAAUAAUGGUCCUAGUGAUGACCUUUGUCCACAGUUUCAAAACAUCCAUACUCAUUAUUCUCCUAGAACCUCUCCAAUAAUGUCACCACGAACAAGCAUCACGGAGGAAGCCUGCUUGGGACGCCACUCACCAUCACCCUGUCCCAACUCAAGGUCCUCGUCGCCAGGUGCAAAGCGGAGGUUCUCUUGCACCGGGCUCUACGGCACCCCGCUGCCCUCCGCCUCUCCUCGGCAGUCACGGAGCCCCUCUCCACAGCCCUGUCCUCGCGUGCCCCCGAGAGAGGACACCUCUGCAGUCACUUACACACAGCUGGCCAGCGCUCCCCUUUCCAUGGAUGCUAUGAGCAGCCUCCCCGCGGAUCCUUCCUGCGGCGUCCCCACGAAGAUCUGGAAGACCAGCCCCGAUCCUUCGUCCAUGUCUUCCCACAAAAACAGCAUUCCGUGUCACGUCUUUCAGACCGUUGACUUCCACGGGCCCUGUGAGCAGGAGGACAGGAGAAACUCGGCCCCGGAAUCCAUUCUGUUGGUUCCUCCAUCCUGGACAAAGCAGCUGGUGCCUGCAAUACCAAUCUGCAGCCUGCCCGUGCAGUCCCUCCCUCCCCUGGAGUGGCCCCUGUCCAGCCAGUCUGGCUCCUACGAGCUGCGCAUCGAGGUGCAGCCCAAGCCCCACCACCGCGCGCACUACGAGACCGAGGGCAGCCGCGGCGCCGUCAAGGCUCCCACCGGCGGCCACCCCGUGGUCCAGCUGCACGGCUACAUGGAGAACAAGCCCCUGGGGCUGCAGAUCUUCAUUGGCACGGCGGAUGAGCGCAUCCUGAAGCCCCACGCCUUCUACCAGGUCCACCGCAUCACGGGCAAAACCGUCACCACCACCAGCUACGAGAAGAUCAUCGGCAACACCAAAGUGUUAGAGAUCCCCCUGGAACCCAAAAACAACAUGAAAGCAACCAUCGACUGCGCGGGGAUCCUGAAGCUGCGCAACGCGGACAUCGAGCUGCGCAAGGGCGAGACCGACAUCGGCCGCAAGAACACGCGGGUGCGCCUGGUGUUCCGCGUGCACAUCCCCGAGCCCAGCGGCAGGAUCGUGUCCCUGCAGGCCGCCUCCAACCCCAUCGAGUGCUCCCAAAGGUCUGCUCAUGAGCUUCCAAUGGUUGAAAGACAAGACAUUGACAGCUGCCUGGUUUAUGGAGGACAGCAGAUGAUCCUCACUGGACAGAAUUUCACAGCAGAGUCCAAGGUGGUGUUCACAGAAAAAACAUCAGAUGGACAGCAGAUCUGGGAAAUGGAGGCAACGGUGGACAAGGACAAGAGCCAGCCUAGCAUGCUUUUUGUGGAGAUUCCUGAGUACAGGAACAAGCACAUCCGCACAGCCGUCAAGGUGAACUUCUAUGUCAUCAAUGGCAAAAGAAAAAGAAGCCAGCCCCAGCAUUUCACCUAUCACCCAGUACCAUCAAUCAAAACAGAGCCCAUUGAUGACUAUGAUCCAGCCCUAAUCUGCAGUCCAGUGCACAGUGCUCUGGGGACAGUAACACAGCCUUACUAUUCACAGCACUCAAUGGCCACCGAGUCCCCUUCCUGCCUCGUGGCCACCAUGGCUCCUUGCCAGCAGCUGCGCUCAGGCCUCUCCUCUCCCGACUCGCGGUACCAGCAGCAGAACCCGGCUGUCAUUUACCAGAGGAGCAAGAGCCUGAGCCCCAGCCAGCUGGGCUACCAGCAGCCCGGCCUGAUGGCCGCGCCCGUGGCCAUGGCGGACGCGCACAGGUCCGUGCUGGUGCACGCCGGCUCCCCGGCCCAGAGCGCGGCCGUGCUGCAGCACUCCCCGCAGUCGUCUCCCGUCAUCCACUACUCUCCAACCAGCCAGCAGCUGAGGUGCGGCGGCCACCAGGAGUUCCAGCACAUCAUGUGCUGUGAGAAUUUCACGUCGCGGCCCGGCCAGGCGCAGGCCGGCCAGGCGCAGAGGCUCAGCCCCAGCGCGUACCCCACGGUCAUCCAGCAGCAGCAGCAGCAGCAGCAGCAGGCAGCCCCGGGCCAGCGGGCGGCCAAGAACGGGCCACCAGGCAGUGAGCAGAAGGACGUGCUGCCAGCAGGAGUGACCAUCAAGCAGGAGCAGAACCUGGACCAGGCCUACCUGGACGAUGUUAACGAAAUUAUCAGGAAGGAAUUUUCUGGACUCCCUGCCAGAAGUCAGACAUAGAAGAAGAGAUUUUUCAUCUCCAGGCAGAGACUCAGUGCAAGGAACAAUGAAUUGGCACCAAGUGACAGCCUUGGCUGAGCACCUCGCCACCUCUGUGUGUAAACAGCACGAAGGACACCCUUCCUUUCAUCCAGAGACCACAUUGUUCUCCUGGAACAGAGCAUCUGUCUGAGGAAACACUUCAAGCCUGCUGCAAGCCAUCUGUCUGUGCGUCCGUCCAUCGCGGGAGACAGGAGCUGUCCCCUGGGCAGGGCUCAGAGCCUGGGGUGGCCACUGGGGGUGGGCAGGGGGGAACAAAGAGUCAUCUAUUCCAUGGAAGAGCAGCACCAUCCUGCAGGUGAUUUGCCCUCCAGGUUUCCAAGCCCUCCUGAGCAAUGUUAUUAUUGCAGGGAACUGAGGCAGCCGAGCUCGCUCAGCCUUCUUCCAGUCCAGGAUCAAAAGCCAGUUUGCUCUGAGCACUGUGGUUGGUAUUUCAAACAGGAGAUCCCAGCUGAAUCCAGGGGUUUUCUUCAUUUUUCUUGUCAGACUCGAUAGGAAUUUGAAGGAGAGGGAUUCUCAUAACCAACCAGUGAAAAGAGCAAUUCAGCAGUUGCAAUGCCUGCCCCAAGGUAAAAUAAACCCAGGUAAACCAGAGAUUAAUAUAUAGGAGUCACAGUAAGCACCAAAGAUUUUAUGAUUGAUCCUUAUUAGUAUUAGGCAGUGUAUGAACACAUCUUAGAUAUUUUCUCUCUAACAAAUGGUUGCUGUUUCUUUUCAUGUAGAACCUGCUCUUGGCUCAUAACUUGUCUCAUUUAGCAGCUGGAACAUUUACUCACCCAAGCUGCAGAGGAAAAUAAUUGCAUCUUACAGAAGCCAUACAUUCCAGAGAAAAUAGACACUUAUUUAUAUUCACCUGGCCUCUUUAGCUUUGCAACGCUACCAGCAGUUCCUGGAAAGGUUCCAUUUCCAUGGGAGUUAGUAUUUUGUUAUGUUUUGCUUUGUGUGUUCGAAUAUCCUGUCCUGACUCCUGCUUAGCACAUUCCAGGUAACCACUGCCACCUGCAGUUUAGAAUAUUUAGGGGAGUCAGGUUGGAAUAUUUAGGGGAGCCAGGGGUAAAAAGGCUUCUGAGUGGGAAAUCAGUGUACAGUGAAAGAUAGCCAUAAUAUUUUAGGAAUUACAUAGUAAUCUUUCCUGGUUUUAUAAAUAAGGAAUGCUGAUAUUUUCGGGAAUGCAGAGCCUGAGUUCUGCUCUAGAGCACAGUGAAAUUAAUCCAGUUUUCAGUUGUGUCACAGUAAACUUGGCGGAAUACCAGUGUGUCCCCUGCUCACAGCAGGAAUGAGGGAUGGGAAUUCAGCAGAGCAGCCUCCAAAGUCGUUCCCCAAUAUCUCAAGAACGAUUUUGCACAAUCCCUGCAGAGCGUGGCUUGGUCCGACAGAAAUCUCUUCAGGACUAUCAGGAAGAAUAUAUUUUCUGCCAGUGAAAGCUGGUGCUUAAACUCUGCAGGGUCUUGGGGGUUAGAGUGGCAAACAGAAGCAUUGGGUUCUUCAGAACACCUGAGCUGGGGCUCAGCUAGAAUUCGGCUCCUGAACAGAAAUCUGAAUUUCACGAGAAUUUCUGAACUCCAGAUUCAGCCCAGCUCAGAUCCAGAACCAGAGCAGAGCCCUGCACAUGCCAGCCUGGCAUUAUUGGCACCCCAGGCUUCUGUUCAUGCUUUGUGAGGUUCAGACCUUUCACCCCAGAAUGAUUUCCCUGUGUCCCCACACCCAGAACUGCCGGGGUGCCUCACCCUGGUGCUCUCCUGGUGAGCUCUGCCCUGCAGGUGCCCUGGCCAAGCCCAGCCUGGAGCUGCAGAGGUGGAAAUGGCUUUUUGUAAUCGCUGCCUUUGCAGGAACAGAAGUGAGGCCGGCCUUGCUGCAGAGGGGAAUUCCUGUUAGACAGCACUCAGCAGGGCUGGCUGGCUCACACGCCUCAAAAAGCUGCUCUGGAUUGUUAAAGCUGUCCGUGGGCCAGCAUCUGACACAUAUUAAGGGGUUUUUAGUGCAGUCUGAUGAAUUAGACAAUUCUGACAUAUUCUAAAGGCCAAAAGUUGCCUUGUCAGAAGUUCUGUGCUAUAGCUGAGUUAAAGAACAGACCAAAUGCAUCUCCCACUUUCACACUUGGAUGUAUCAAACGUUUUCCAUGAUCCAACCUGUAAAGUACAGGAGAAAUGUAAAAAACAACCCAGAAACCCAUCCACAGAAAAAAAAAAUUAAAAAUCCUCAGAUUGCUGGCAGCACCUUCUCUUUUGCUGGAUAUUAAAUUGAAGCUGAAAGAAGCCCAGGAAGGUCUUUUCAGAUCUGGGAUGUGCUGCUGCUGCUCUGGUGAUUUUCUGCAGCAGCUACUCAUUAAUUUCAGAGAAUGAUUUUUGCAUAUUUAUUUUUAGAUAAUAUCGAUUUAGAAAAGGGGCUUGGAAGUAAAAUCUAAUGCUGGAUCUGAGCAAAAGAAAAGGUCAGUGUUUGAAUUCUACCUUCUGGAUUGUAGGUGCUGAAACAUCCUUUAAUUAAAUUAACCCCCAGAAGGAAGGAGUAGCUGAAACCUUGGGUUUGGAGCAAAGGCUGUUCAGCAGACAGUGCUGCACAGGAGCUCCCUGCAGCCAAAGGACACAGAUUUCCACUGUGCUCAUGUGUUCUUCAGGCCCUUUGCUAGUCUGGGGACAGAGGGUUGGGGCUUGAUUUGUUGGAUUUUUGGGAGUUGCUUUUUUUUGUUUGGUUUUUUGGUUUUGUUUUUUUUUUUAAGUUUUUUGGGGCAGAUUUUUUUUUUUUUUGUUUGUUUGGGGGUUUUUUUUGGGGAAGGGGUUUUUAAUGUGCUACAGGUGCUCUAGCCACGCUUGCAUUGACUGCAUUCCUUCCUCCUCUUUAAUGCACAGGUAUUAAUCUGUGUACAUAUACAGUGUACAGUGUCAUUUAUGGAAUACACCCACACAGAGAGGGGCCAUUGCCACGGGCUGGUAGUGACAGGACAAGGAGGAAUGGCUUCCAACUGACAGAGAGCAGCUUUAAAUCAGAAAUUAGGAUGAAAACCCUCCCUGGCAGGGUGGGGAGGGCUGGGCCGGAAUUCCCAGAGCAGCUGUGGCUGCCCCUGGGUCCCUGGCUGGGUGCUGGCAGCAGCCUGGCACAGUGGGAGGUGUCCCUGCCCUGGCAGGGGUGGCACUGGGUGGUGGCUGAGGUCCCUGCCAGCCCAGCCAUGCCCUGCUCUCUGUGGGUGCAUUAUUUUAUCCGUGGUUAGCAGUGAACACCCGUGCAGAGCUGGCUCCCAGCUCAGCAUGGAGGCUUCCCCCCUUGUAUUCUGUGUUUUAGGGGUUCAGGCUGUGCUGCCCCAUCUGCUUUUCCAUGCAACAGUAGUUAAAUCAUUCAGCUUCAACCACCUUUGUAUUUAUUUCUGGAGAAAAGGAGCAUCCUCAGACGUAGUGUUGUGCAUUGUUGUCUCUUUAAAAAGGAAACUGAUAUGUUAAAAUCAUAUAGCUAGGCUGAAGAAUUUCAAUAUAUACAGUACUAAAUUAUUUCCUGUUCUUGCUGAGCAGUGUUUUCCCAGUAUUAGUAUUUCUGUCACUUAGUACAACUUUCUCUCUGUAGAAGCACAAGCUUAACCUAGGAAGAGUUAAUAGCAUUUUGUGAGCAAUUUGUUCUCACUUUAUCUGGAAGAUAGCCAUAUUUGCACAUGAGGAAAUUCUGUCUUUCCUCAGUUAUCUGAAUGUUUCACCACAGUGCCUUCCUGCCAUUGUACCAAAGGCCCACAAAUAUCUUGUCUGCGGGGUGAACAACUCUAAUGCAUUUUCCAUCAAAGUUGCACCAUGUGAAGUUCAUGGGGCAUGUUGGAACUCAAAAGUUCAUCUCUUUUUAUUUGUCUUUUGUGCGUGUGUGUCUGUGUGUGUGUGUGUAUUUUUUUUUAACUUCCAUUUUUCCAUCCGAGCUUUGGCUGCGAAUACAGGAUGAGCUUCUAUAAACUCUGCAUCAAAUAUACAUAGAAUAAAAAUCAUCAUUCAUGAUAUGUAAACAGUCUGAGAUGGAAUGGGAGUGGGCAGAUAUCAGGAAGAUUUUUUUUUUGUCAGUUCUGAGUGUUGGAAGUCGAGUUUGCCAGGAGAGGAAUUGCAUGUGAAGAUACUUGCAAUGAAAUACAAAGUCCUGGUUUUGUUUUUCUCCAUGAGAAUGAGCAAAAUGUAAGAUCUGAGCAACAGCAGUGGAGUGAAAGUGUCUCAUGUAUGUUGUUUUUACUGGGAGAAAGAAUGUAGAAGAGUCAUGGGUUUUGCACUUGCUUUAUUUGUAUCCAUGUAAAUAUGUAUCCCUCCGUUCUCCCCAUAGGAAUACAGCAGUUCCUGAAUGUAGAGGAUUCCCAAAACCAGCACCAUAUUAUUCUCUAUUGUAUAAAAAGCUGCUGCUUCAUACCAUAUCUAGACCAGUUCUCAAAGUAGCUAGCAUGUUUUUUAAAGUGUAUUUUGUAAUCCCUAUCUUUACAACAAAGGUGACUGUGCUUUUUGUCUGACCAAAUAUGCAACAACUUUUGAAUUAAGGUUUGUAUUUAUAAAGGAUCAGUUUUCAUUUUCUGAAUGCCUUACUUUUCUAUGCAAUUGUUGUUGAAUUGUUGUUGUCCUAAAAAAAAGAAAAAAAAAUAUGUAUUUGAUAAAUUUCCCAAAGACUUCAAAGACAGCUUUAAACGCUUAAGAAAUAUGUUUCUAAAUAUUUCAAUCUGACUUUUCCCCCUGCAUUUCUUUCCAAAUUGCUACUUAAUAGGGAACAAUGAUCUGCCAGAUGGGACUCAAGAAAAUGACUGUCUUAAUUUCAAAUCUUAAACUGAUUCAGAUCCUCAUAAUUUUUGCACCACUUAAAAUGAUCUGAUGUUCCAGUUUAGCUGCAGUUCUGUGUUUGUUAUUUAUGUUCCAUAUUCCUGUGCAAUAGGAAGAGAUGCCACUGCUGGGUCUCAGUGGGGUGAAUUGUAAAAUUCUCCAGAAAUCAGCUCUUUUUCUCAUCAUUUACAUUGCAGUGGUUUCUUACCUGUGAGGCAGCACUCUGCCAUCACACGUUGUAAUUCUUUAUUCAUCUCAGUUCCGAAUGAAUAAUCCACCUUUUGGAAUGUUUGACAUCAGAUUGGCACCUGUGCCUUUAAUUCCUGCUGGUUGAAGUGCAGGGCUCUCAGCUGACAGCAGCUCCUCUAGCUGCCAGCCAGUGUCCAGCCCACUCUGGUCUGUUUAGGGUUUCUUUAGACAUUUGUGUUGUUUCAGCGGUACAAAAACAGAAAUUAGUACCUGCACAUUGCAAUAAACUUCACCUGAAGGUGCUGAUGCUGCAAAAGAUGUCCUCAAAUGCAAAAAGUUACCUGGGGAGGUGAGUUUCCUUCUGUAACUCCUAAAAUAGCAAGAUUGGGUAGAAAGCUCCAGAAGUGCCAGAAAUGAGUGGUGUUUGUAAAGGCCAGAGCCCCCAGGUGUGCUGCUGGAAGCAGCACUUACUGCAGGAUGGCCUCGAGCAUCUGCUGCUGGCACCUGGGCACAGAGAGUCUGCCAGGCUGGCCUGCCUGGCACUCACGUUUUUCUCUGUGUAAUUAUGAAGUGAUUCCCCCCAAGUCAGCCCUCCCUGCCCUGGAUGUUCAGGUAAAGCCAUAUUUUAAUAGACACACGAGUUGUCACUAACAGAUGUCUUUUGAACCAAGUUGCCUGUUCAAAAACCCAACUGUCACAAUUGAAAAGGGGUUUAUAUCAUUCACAUUCCUGCAACAACGUUGUUAACCUCCAAUGUAAUGAUUUUUUGCUAUCUGUAAAGUAUUUUUAUAUAUUGCCUAUAUAUGGUAGACUAGCAAUAAAUGAAAGGGCAUCAUCUGCU
This is a messenger RNA of Passer domesticus (house sparrow), 8806 nucleotides long. It is a transcript of the gene NFATC2, whose product is annotated as nuclear factor of activated T cells 2. Lineage: Eukaryota; Metazoa; Chordata; Aves; Passeriformes; Passeridae. The record is from RefSeq and is a predicted model, not a curated record. Gene Ontology annotation, biological process: regulation of transcription by RNA polymerase II; cytokine production; calcineurin-NFAT signaling cascade. Gene Ontology annotation, cellular component: transcription regulator complex. Bases 176 to 2977 code for a protein of 933 amino acids. Gene Ontology annotation, molecular function: transcription factor binding; DNA-binding transcription factor activity, RNA polymerase II-specific; RNA polymerase II cis-regulatory region sequence-specific DNA binding. The transcript has 11 exons.